GGGCAAGCGCGGCCCCUGCGUCUGUUACCUUGUGAGCGCACUCCCGCGGCAGAGGAGCCGUCAGUGCGCGGUGAUAGCCGGGAGCAGAGGACGUCUCUGGGCUGCGGUGGCACCGGUCCAGCAGAACCAUGGCUUUCAGUAAAGGCUACAGGAUCUUCCACAAGCUGGACCCCCCUCCGUUCAGUGUCAUGGUCGAGACUCGGAACAAGGAGGAAUGUCUGAUGUUUGAGUCCGGAGCGGUGGCCGUUCUGUCCUCUGCAGAAAAGGAAGCCAUUAAGAGCACGUACAGUAAAGUCAUGGACGCGUACGGCCUCCUGGGGGUUCUCCGGUUAAAUCUCGGGGACACCAUGUCGCAUUACCUAGUGGUGGUCACCGGCUGUAUGUCUGUAGGGAAGAUUCAGGACUCAGAAGUUUUUCGGGUCACCUCCACCGAGUUCAUCUCGUUAAGAAUGGAUCCAACAGACGAAGAUCGAAUAUCUGAAGUUCGCAAGGUCCUAAACUCUGGCAGUUUCUACUUUGCGUGGUCUUCUUCAGGAGUCAGUCUGGACCUCAGCCUCAAUGCUCACCGGAGCAUGCAGGAACAAAGGACCGACAACCGCUUCUUCUGGAACCAGUCUCUGCACCUACACCUGAAGCACUAUGGGGUGAACUGUGAUGACUGGCUGCUGCGCCUGAUGUGUGGGGGAGUGGAGAUCAGGACCAUUUAUGCGGCUCACAAGCAGGCCAAGGCGUGCAUCAUAUCCCGUCUCAGCUGCGAGCGAGCCGGGACCAGGUUUAAUGUGCGCGGCACAAACGAUAACGGCCAAGUGGCGAAUUUUGUCGAGACCGAGCAGGUGAUAUACCUUGAUGACUGCGAGGCAUCAUUCAUACAGAUCCGAGGGUCCAUCCCGCUGUUUUGGGAGCAGCCUGGUUUGCAGGUUGGUUCUCACCGAGUGAGGAUGUCCAGAGGAUUCGAAGCCAAUGCCCCAGCAUUUGACAGGCAUUUCCAAACACUCAAGAGACUUUACGGCAGACAAGUCGUGGUCAAUCUUCUCGGGUCCAAGGAAGGAGAAACGAUGCUUAGCAAGGCCUUUCAGAGUCAUCUGAAGGCGUCGGAGCACGUGUCUGAUAUCCUGAUGGUGAAUUUCGACUACCAUCAGAUGGUUCGGGGAGGCAAAGCUGAGAAACUCCAUACCAUCCUUAAGCCCAAAGUAGGCAGCUUCCUGGAGGAGUGCGGCUUCUUUUACAUGGAUAAAGAUGGCGUUCACAGAACACAGAGCGGCAGCAUAAGGACCAACUGCUUGGACUGUCUGGACAGAACCAACAGCGUCCAGGCUUUCCUUGGGCUUGAGAUGCUCCUAAAGCAGCUUGAAGCCCUUGGUCUCGCAGAGAAGCCGCAGCUGGUCACCCGCUUCCAGGAAGUCUUCCGCUCCAUGUGGUCCACAAAUGGAGACUCCAUUAGUAAAAUAUACGCCGGCACUGGAGCUCUCGAGGGAAAGGCAAAGGGUGGAAAGUUGAAAGAUGGCGCACGGUCUGUUACGAGGACAAUACAGAGCAAUUUUUUUGAUGGCUCAAAACAAGAAGCAAUUGAUGUUCUGCUCCUAGGAAACACCUUAAACAGUGACUUGGCCGAUAAAGCGCGAGCUCUUCUGACCACGGGAAGUCUGCAUGCGUCUCCGAGAGUGUUGCAGAGCAUGUGUGAGAACUACUACAGGUACGCCAAACCUAGGAAGAUUCGGAUCUGUGUAGGGACCUGGAAUGUGAACGGUGGGAAGCAAUUCCGAAGCAUCGCUUUUAAGAACCAAACACUGACAGACUGGCUGCUGGAUGCUCCAAAAAUUGCCGGAAUCCAGGAGUUCCAAGAUAGAAGAAGCAAGCCUACAGAUAUAUUUGCCAUCGGGUUUGAGGAGAUGGUGGAGCUGAAUGCAGGGAACAUUGUCAAUGCCAGCACAACCAACCAGAAGCUGUGGGCUGUCGAGCUUCAGAAGACCAUCUCCAGGGACAACAAGUAUGUUCUCCUAGCCUCGGAGCAGCUGGUCGGAGUCUGUCUCUUCGUAUUCAUAAGACCCCAGCACGCUCCUUUCAUCAGGGAUGUUGCUGUAGACACGGUGAAGACCGGCAUGGGGGGAGCAACCGGAAAUAAAGGCGCAGUGGCCAUCAGGAUGUUGUUCCACACCACCAGCCUCUGCUUCGUCUGCAGUCACUUUGCAGCUGGGCAGUCCCAAGUGAAGGAGAGGAAUGAGGAUUAUCAUGAAAUAGCCCGCAAGCUUAGCUUCCCAAUGGGGAGAAUGUUAUUUUCUCAUGACUACAUCUUCUGGUGUGGAGAUUUUAACUAUCGUAUUGAUAUGCCUAACGAAGAGGUCAAAGAGCUGAUCAGGAAUCAGAACUGGGAUUCUCUCGUUGUUGGAGAUCAGUUGAUCAACCAGAAGAAUAGUGGACAGGUAUUCAGGGGUUUCUUAGAAGGAAAAGUUAGUUUUGCCCCCACCUAUAAAUAUGACUUGUUCUCUGACGAUUAUGACACAAGUGAGAAGUGCCGGACCCCUGCCUGGACAGAUCGUAUUCUCUGGAAGAGAAGAAAAUGGCCCUUUGACAGAUCAGCUGAAGACUUGGAUCUCCUGAAUUCUAGUUUACAAGAUGGGAGAAACAUUGCUUAUACCUGGAAUCCAGGUUCCUUGCUGCACUACAACAGAGCGGAGCUGAAAACCUCGGAUCACAGGCCGGUUGUUGCACUGAUCGAUGUGGACAUAUUUGAAACUGAGGCAGAAGAGCGGCAGAAGAUCUACAAGGAGGUUAUUGCAACCCAGGGGCCGCCAGAUGGCACAGUCAUGGUCUCCAUACAAAGCUCGUCCCCACAAGAAAGCUAUUUUGACGAUAACCUGAUCGAUGAGCUGCUGCAGCAGUUUGCAGGCUACGGGGAGGUCAUACUUAUAAGGUUUGUCGAUGAUAAAAUGUGGGUUACGUUCCUUGAAGGAAGUUCUGCUCUUGCUGCUCUACACCUUAACGGCGUGGAGAUAUCAGGGAAAACGAUGAAUAUUCAGCUGAAGAACCCAGACUGGAUCGCUCAGGUGGAGGAGGAGAUGAGUUUGGAGAGGAUCACCGUCGCCUUGCCUUGUUCUACCAGCUCUACGCUGCUGGAAGAAGAUGCAGACGUUGCUGCUGACUUCGACAUGGAAGGUGACGUGGAUGACUACAGUGCAGAAGUAGAGGAAAUCCUCCCUCAGCAUUUACAGCCGUCGUCGUGCUCCACCAUGGGCUCAUCCCCUAGCUCUUCUCCGCGUUCAAGUCCGUGCCCAUCGCCCACCAUGCCAGAGGGACCCCCUCCUGCUCUGCCUGUACGUCCAAGCCGGGCACCUGCAAAGACACCAGGACCCCCCGUCUGCUCAUCUCAAGGUUCUCCAGUGGACUUCCAGCCAGUGGUACUAAAGGAAGCUCCAUCUCUGACUCUGGAACCCAAACGAGCGCCUCCUCCAAGACCCGGGGCCCCACCGGCGCGUCCAGCUCCCCCGCAGCGUCCGCCUCCUCCAUCAGGUGCUAGAAGCCCCGCGCCAGCUAGGAAAGAGAUUGGAGGUGCGGGUGCUCCUCCCAGCCCAGGGGUAGCUCGCAGAGAUCCCGAAGUUCGUGGGCCCCCUCCUCCCCAGCUUGGAGCCCCGGUGACUGCCCCCUGUGCUUCAGUGAGGCCGACGAUACCUCCUCGUGCCGGGGUUAUUAGUGUCCCUCAGAGCCGACAUGCGCAGUCCAGACCAAAUCCUGAGGCCCCAGUGAAAGCUGCUGAGCCAGCCAAAGCAAUUCCUUCUCUUCCAGAGCCCAUGAAACCCCAACUUGCAGCCCCCCUCCAGUCCAGCCCAACUUCCCAGCCACCCUGCCAAAAACUGCAAGAACCUAUGUUACCUACCGCGUUCCAUCCUUCUUCGCAAACGCCCCCAGUGCAGAGCUUAGACCCUCCACCACAACCGCCUCCUCGUAGCCGCUCUGCCCAGAAUUUGCCCUCGGAGCAGGCCCCUUCUGAACAGAACGAAGCUCAUGAAGUCGAUGGCUUUACAAGUCAGUUUAACAGUGAGCUAUAUGUGGGCUUGGCAUUUGAUCAACUUCCUAUUUUAAAGCUGCCAGCGCCUAUUCACAUACCACCACCACCACCACCAUCCUCAUCAUCAACAACCUCAAAGGAGCCAAUACUGUUGCCGUCUUCAUCAGCAAAUAACCUUCAUAUCCUAAAUAACAUGAAUUGCAUGCCUGCUGCUCUUCCUCCAAUCCCAGCCCGUAGCGGAUCUCGGGACAGUCUGAGGAUAUCACCCAACCCAUUUCUCAAUAGAUCCAAUACCUUGCACACAGCCAACCCAUUCACGGAAAGAGCAGCUGAGGCACCAAACCCUUUUACGACCCAGACCACCAUACCUACCACCGUACCAGCUGGUAUAUUCGAUCAGUCUCAUUCUGUCAGCGAACCUGAGUUGCCGCAAAGCCGGCCGAUGUUUACCGUGGGUCCAGCAGAAAAAAGUCUCUCGUUGCCGCACAACUUCUCCACAAUGCCAGGCCCAAAUUCCAAAGGUUGGGUGACUUUUGAAGACACCAACUUUAUGACUAACGCAAACAGGUCAACACCCAGCAAUGGAGUGGAACUGAACCUUUCUGGAUUCGACAGCAACUGGAACACUCUCCCAGCUGGAUCUUCACUGACUGCGCCUUUAAGAAAGCCACCAGCCCCUCCACGUGUCCCGUCAAGAACAAAACUUGAACCACCCUCUGCCAAACUGCCGGCAAACCCUUCACCAAGUUUUGAUUUUGCAGACCGGUAACCAGGACAUUACAUGGCUUCUCGCACAGAACCACUAUUUUUAAUAUCCUUAUUUUCUCGGUAUAUGUGGGCGACCUAUCCAAUGCGACUUUCUUUUUGGGAUUGGUUCUUGUAAAGUUGCAUGCUCUGCAUAAAGCCAUUUAAAGCGAACCUGUUAUUGGGACAGGACCCAUUCAGAUUUGGGCAUUUGUACAAUAUGCUAUCAAAGAUUAACUUGAGGGUGCAAAGGUCCCGGAAAACACCGGUCAAGUGGCCAAUUGAAAAAUCUUCUGAUUCUUAAAGUGGUCUGCUGAAUGACAGAGACUUCAAAGAAGAGAGGAGCGUAUAUACUGUUUAGUUCCCUGCUUGAACUUUUAAGGGUACAGUUGUGUUAUUGGGGCUUGUCCUGGUCUCACUUUCCCUUUAAAAUGUGGGGGGGGAAAUUAUUUUUUUAGUAGGAAACUACUAUUAUGCUUUAAGUUUACUGCAGUAACAGGUAAACCACUUCAUAUCA
Bufo gargarizans (Asiatic toad) is the source of this 5264-nucleotide messenger RNA. It is a transcript of the gene SYNJ1, whose product is annotated as synaptojanin 1. Gene Ontology annotation, cellular component: presynapse; perinuclear region of cytoplasm. Gene Ontology annotation, biological process: brain development; synaptic vesicle endocytosis; phosphatidylinositol dephosphorylation. Lineage: Eukaryota; Metazoa; Chordata; Amphibia; Anura; Bufonidae. Bases 129 to 4772 code for a protein of 1547 amino acids. The record is from RefSeq and is a predicted model, not a curated record. The transcript has 30 exons. Gene Ontology annotation, molecular function: RNA binding; phosphatidylinositol-4,5-bisphosphate 5-phosphatase activity.